GAUGUGGGACAGAGCAGAGGGGUGUGUGAGCCAGAGAAAGAGAAAUAUUUCCACCCACCUAACAAGGAGUCACACUCAUAAACAGGCAGACAGACAGGGUGGGAGUCAGAACGACACAAGUUCUCAGGGCAGCAGCAGUUCAAACUUUUGCAAACUUUCUCUGAGAGCUGAUGUUAUUAAAGGAGAGGACAUCUCUCAUACACCCUCCAACACUUACUUGCUAAUGACCACUGAGCCAUUCAAACUUACUAGCAAGUACAGGAUUGACUAGAAAUAUUGGCAUCCAAAAAAAGAGGAGAGGGCCAUCAAGGAAAGACACAGCAAAUUCUUUAUCCUGACUCAAACACUCACGGGUGCUGAAGGUGUGCUACCUACUGUGAGGAGCAGGACUGUUCCAGCCCUACAAGUGGAGCAUCAAAGAGGAAGCAGCAAGCGAGUGGAUGGAUGCCUUCUGUCGACUCAGUGGCCUGGACCCUCUGUGGGACUGGAACCGCACAUGGUACACAGCCAACCCAGACUUGACCCAGUGUUUUCAGAACACAGUUCUAGUGUGGGUCCCUUGUAUUUAUCUGUGGUUCCUUACCCCUCUCUACUGCCUUCACCUUUAUUGCCAUGACCAUGGACGCAUUGAGGUGUCCUCCCUUUGUAUCGCCAAGAUGGUGCUCGGGUUUCUGUUGGCCUCCUUUGGCUUUGUGGAGUUCUUCUACAUCUUACUGGAGAGGAACGGAGAAAUCGAGCAACACAUGAUCUUCCUUCUCAGCCCCAUCAUACGCAGCAUGACUGUGAUCCUGGCUAUAUGUAUCAUCCAGCUGGAAAGAAUACGAGGUUGUCGCUCUUCUGUGUUCCUCUUCCUCUUCUGGGUCUUGGCUGUUGUUUGUUCCUUAGUGCCACUCAGAGCAAAGAUCCAGCUGGCCAUAGAUGAGGGCAUUGAUUCAGAUAUGGUGAGAUACUUGGCCUUUUUCUCCUACUUCACCAUUCAACUGGUCCAGCUCUUCUUAUGCUGCUUUGCCGACCAACCUCCAGAGGGGAAAAAGGUGUUUGAAAAGAAUCCUUGCCCUGUGAAAGAUGCUUCUUUUUUGUCCAAGAUUGUUUUCUGGUGGUUCACCGGACUUGUUGUGAAGGGAUAUCGUACUCCUCUGGCAGCCGAGGACCUGUGGACGCUGAGAGAGGAAGACACGUCACAUAAGAUUAUAUCUGUACUGCAAGAGGACUGGACAGUAGAAUGUGCCAAGAUUCAAAAGCAAGAAAAGGCCUUGACUUCAGGUGUGGCGCUGGGGAGCAGGUUGCCCGACCAAGCUCAGCUCCUCAGGAAGCUUCACAAAGAGCAAAGUUCUGGCUUCUUUUUGUUCCGAACUCUGGCACGCAAUUUUGGUCCAUACUUCCUUACCGGCACCCUGUGUAUCAUAUUCCAUGAUGCCUUCAUGUUCGCCAUUCCCCAGGUGUUGAGUCUUCUCCUGGGCUUCAUGAGAGAUGAAGAUGCGCCAUUAUGGAAAGGCUACUUUUACGCCACUCUCAUGUUCCUGCUCUCUUGCCUCCAGUCCCUCUUCAACCAUCAGUACAUGUACGCUUGCUUCACUGUGGGAAUGAGGGUUAAGACAGCUGUUAUGGGCCUGGUAUACAGGAAGUCUUUGGUGAUAAAUAGCGCUGCCAGGAGGACCUGCACUGUUGGAGAGAUUGUAAAUCUGGUUUCGGCGGAUACACAGAAGCUCAUGGACUUUGUAGUGUACUUCAAUGCUGUCUGGCUGGCCCCCAUAGAAAUUGCUCUUUGUCUCUUCUUCCUGUGGCAACACCUUGGACCAUCAGCUUUGGCAGGAAUUGCCACAGUCAUCCUCAUUUUCCCAUUGAAUGGACUGAUAGCAAAGAAAAGAAGCAAGCUGCAGGAGGUUCAAAUGAAGUUUAUGGAUGGCCGUAUCCGACUAAUGAAUGAGAUCUUGAAUGGGAUAAAGAUUCUGAAGUUCUAUGCCUGGGAGAAGGCCUUCCUGGAGCAGGUGUUGGGUUAUAGAGAAAAAGAGCUGAAGGCCCUGAAGAAGUCUCAGAUCCUCUAUUCCAUCUCUAUUGCAUCUUUCAAUUCCUCUUCUUUCAUGAUUGCUUUUGCAAUGUUUGGAGUCUACGUAAUGCUUGAUGACAAAAACAUCCUGGAUGCACAGAAAGUUUUUGUUUCAAUGGCACUCAUCAACAUUUUGAAGACCCCACUUAGCCAGCUUCCAUUUGCAAUCAGCACAACCCUGCAGGCUGUGGUUUCACUGAAACGUCUGGCAAAAUAUCUGUGCUCAGAUGAACUCAAAGAGGACAAUGUCUUGAAGGCUCCAUUGAGUUCUGGCGGGGAAGAUGUGCUGAUUGAAAAUGGAACUUUUAGCUGGUCAGCAGAGGGCCCGCCAUGUCUUAAAAAAAUCUCCAUCCAUGUGCCGCGGGGUUCGCUUGUGGCCGUGGUUGGACAUGUGGGCAGCGGAAAGUCGUCUUUAUUGUCUGCCAUGCUUGGAGAGACAGAGAAGAGAAGCGGCCACGUUAGCGUGAAGGGUUCCACAGCAUACGUGCCCCAGCAAGCCUGGAUCCAAAAUGCCACACUCCAAGACAAUAUUCUUUUCGGCCGUGAAAAGCUGAAGACGUGGUACCACCGCGUGUUGGAGGCCUGCGCCCUGCUGCCUGACCUGAACAUCCUACCUGCUGGAGAUGCAACAGAAAUUGGAGAGAAGGGGCUAAACCUCUCAGGUGGACAGAAACAGAGAGUGAGUUUUGCUAGAGCUGUCUAUCGAAAGGCAGAUGUGUAUCUGAUGGAUGACCCACUGUCCGCUGUUGACGCACACGUCGGUCAGCACAUCUUCGACAAAGUCAUCGGACCCAAAGGAGUGCUUAGAGACAAGACCCGUAUCCUGGUGACCCAUGGGAUGAGCUUCUUGCCACAAGCUGACCUCAUUCUUGUCCUUGUAAACGGAGAAAUCACAGAGAGCGGCUCUUACCAGGAACUCCUCAGCCGCCGUGGGGCCUUUGCGGAUUUCAUCCACACGUUUGCCAGCACCGACCGGAAAGAAAGCGCCAUACAAAGAGCUGGCUCGAGGAGGUCCAAUGCUCGUCUCAGCAUGGUUGACUUCAUGCCAUUCUCCAGAGACUUGUCUCAAGAGCAGCUUAUUGGGGGUGAUACAACAAAUACAAACUUGCAGAAUAUGGAGCCUGUGUCCGAAACAGAGCAGGAACAGGUUCCUGAAGAGCUUGGGAAGCUCACAGAGGUUGACAAGGCCCACACUGGACGAGUGAGGCUGGAGAUGUACCAAAAGUACUUUAAGACCAUAGGCCUGGCCAUCAUCAUUCCCAUUGUCUUCCUGUACGCGUUUCAGCAGGGAGCCUCGCUGGCCUACAAUUAUUGGCUGAGCAUGUGGGCUGAUGAUCCAAUUGUUAACGGUACCCAGAUUGAUGCCGACCUGAAACUGUCUGUCUUUGGAGCACUGGGAUUUGUUCAAGGCGUCGCGAUCUUUGGUACCACCGUAGCUAUCUCCAUCUGCGGCAUCAUUGCGUCCCGCCAUUUGCACAUGGACCUCCUGGUCAAUGUGUUGCAUUCGCCCAUGUCUUUCUUUGAAUGCACGCCCAGCGGCAACUUGCUCAACCGCUUUGCCAAAGAGAUUGACGCCAUUGACUGCAUGGUGCCCGAGGGCCUGAAGAUGAUGCUGAGCUAUGUUUUUAAACUCAUGGAGGUGUGCAUCAUUGUGCUCAUGGCAACACCCUUCGCCGCUGUGAUCAUUCUUCCUCUCGCAUUCCUCUAUGCAUUUGUCCAGAGUUUCUACGUUGCUACAUCCUGUCAGCUCCGGAGGCUUGAAGCUGUGAGCCGCUCCCCUAUCUACACCCACUUCAACGAGACGGUGCAGGGCGCCAGUGUCAUCCGAGCCUUUGGCGAUCAGUCCAGGUUCAUUCUGCAAGCCAACGACAGGGUGGAUUUCAACCAGACCUCCUACUUCCCCCGAUUUGUGGCCACCCGAUGGCUGGCAGUCAAUCUGGAGUUUGUUGGUAAUGGAGUGGUGUUAGCAGCUGCCAUUCUGUCCGUGAUGGGAAGGGACACCCUGAGUCCAGGCAUAGUGGGUUUGGCUGUGUCACAUUCCCUCCAGGUGACUGGAAUCCUGAGUUGGAUUGUAAGAUCCUGGACUGAUGUGGAAAACAACAUUGUUUCUGUGGAAAGAGUAAAUGAGUAUGCUGACACUGCCAAAGAGGCCAGCUGGAUUAUAGAAGGCAGUUCUUUGCCCCUGGCUUGGCCCCAGACAGGCACUAUAGAGUUCCAGGAUUACGGUUUACAGUACCGCAAAGGCCUGGAGUUGGCUUUGAAAGGCAUUACUUUGCAGAUUCAUGAAAAAGAGAAGGUGGGCAUUGUGGGACGGACGGGAGCUGGGAAGUCCUCACUUGCCCUUGGAAUAUUUAGAAUCUUAGAAGCAGCAAAGGGAAAGAUCUUUAUUGAUGGAGUCGACAUCGCCAACAUUGGACUUCAUGAUCUUCGAUCACGCAUUACUAUCAUUCCCCAGGACCCAGUGCUGUUCUCGGGCUCUCUCCGGAUGAACCUUGAUCCGUUUGACACCUACACCGAUGAAGAAAUUUGGGGUUCAUUAGAACUUGCUCACCUCAAAACCUUUGUGUCCAACCUGCCUGACAAACUCAACCAUGAAUGCUCAGAAGGAGGAGAAAACCUCAGCUUGGGUCAGCGUCAACUGGUGUGCCUUGCGAGAGCCUUGCUGAGGAAAACCAAAAUCUUGGUUUUGGAUGAAGCAACAGCUGCUGUGGACCUGGAGACUGACACACUGAUCCAGUCCACAAUCCGCAUCCAGUUUGAAGACUGCACUGUCUUGACCAUCGCUCACCGCCUUAACACUAUCAUGGAUUACACAAGAGUGAUUGUCAUGGACCGAGGUCACAUCUCUGAGAUGGAUUCCCCAUCCAACCUGAUUGCACAGCAGGGACAGUUCUUCAGAAUGUGCCGAGAAGCUGGACUAGUCUAGAAGCAUGUUUUUUCCGUGAAAAUUUGGCACAUUUUUUCACAUGGCAUUUCAACAAAAGUUGAGUUGGCCCUUCCAAGCUUUGUGGCAGCUCAACUGAGGGCAUUGUCAUUGAGGGGCCAGAGAUGCCAUCAACACAGCCAAUGGUCCAAGGUUUCUUUCACACAUGGACAUGCUGUACCGAGUCAGGAAAAAAAAAAGAUUAUUAACAUGAAAAGGAAGCUACAGUGCAAUCUGGAAAUGUACAAGCUAUUAAUGUACAUAUACAUAGAGUUGUGGAAUCCGUUCAUUCUAUUUAAGGAUUAAGGCAAAGCCUGGAAUGAAAGGGAACCACAAAAUAUAUGGAUUGUUAUUCCUGUUUUGAAUGGGAGCAGUAAUAUUUGUGUUUUAAGCACGACAUAUAUUUAAUGUUUUCUCAGGCUUUGUUGUUGAUGUUUACUUACACCAUUUUUAAGUCUUGAAUUCCAAAAAGAGGUAAUCUGCAUCUAUAAAGGUUUUUGUUUUCCAAGAAUGAGGACAGAAAUUACGCUGACAUACUGACCAACUGGAGUAUUCAACCUGGCAAAUGUGAGGGAUUUGAGGUUUUCAGAACCAUCAGAAAUGAGUAUAAAGCAGCCAAUUUGGAUUGUUUAUAUGUCAGAGAAUAAACGAAAAACAAUUGUGUGGGCCAAGACAUUGGCAGGCAGUUGGGGUUUUUUUCUGUCAGAGUAAACACACAAGGUCCAAAGAAAUCUUGCUGGUCAGAUUUAACCUGAUGCAUAUAUGUGAAAACCCACAUUGAAUGAAGAGAAUGCUUCUUCUCAAGAAUGGCAAUAAAUCUUGGUGAGAGAGUGAAUUUCUCUCCACCACCGCAAUACUCAGGCCCUACAUAUACUGUAUAUGUGAGAUAUUUCACUAUUGUUCUUUUCUUCUUUUUUUUAUUGCUGACGGUACAAAGUGUAAGAUAGUCCUCCCCGACCUUGAUGCUUGAUUGAAAGCAUUAUGAGCUUUUUGCAAAGAAAAGUCAUUAUGCUGUUUUUGUCUUACUGGUUUAGACAAUCUUUUCAAGGAGAAACCAUAUAGUUUAUUUAUGUGGUAUUUCAAAACAUGUCCUCACAAUACUGAGGAUUGUAUUAUAUUUAUACUUUUUAUAACAAGCUGUUUUCAUUUUUCAUUGACUAAUUACUAUUAUUGUAUCGUUGUAUGCAACGUUGUGCUGAAUAAUAAACGUGUAUUUGAUUCAA
This is a messenger RNA of Syngnathus typhle (broad-nosed pipefish), 6193 nucleotides long. It is a transcript of the gene abcc6a, whose product is annotated as ATP-binding cassette, sub-family C (CFTR/MRP), member 6a. Bases 441 to 4973 code for a protein of 1510 amino acids. Gene Ontology annotation, molecular function: ATP hydrolysis activity; ATP binding; ABC-type transporter activity. Gene Ontology annotation, cellular component: membrane. The record is from RefSeq and is a predicted model, not a curated record. Gene Ontology annotation, biological process: transmembrane transport. Lineage: Eukaryota; Metazoa; Chordata; Actinopteri; Syngnathiformes; Syngnathidae. The transcript has 31 exons.